CCUUUAUGUUGUGCUACCACAACAGCCACAACUGACCUUUAACAUGAGUUAAUGGUGAUCGGAGAAACAAACUCAAUUGUAGUGGCACCUCUUAAAAACAAAAACCCACACCAAAAAAAUAAUAAAAAUGCUUUGUUCAGGCCGAAUAUUGGCGGUUUCUCAUUCCGCAAAACCCUUGAUUUUCUACCAUAAUUAUGCACCUUCUUCUUCCAGAGUGAGUGGCAGAAAACUCAAUGAUCCUCCCAAAUGGCGUUGUAUGUCGUCUUCUAUGGCUCCCGAAUCCGAUUCUGCGUCUUUCCCUUCUUCUUCUGAUUCGGACUCUUCUGAUAAAUCGAAUACGGCUUUUUGUAUUAUAGAAGGGCCUGAAACAGUUCAGGAUUUUGAUAAAAUGGAAAUGCAAGAAAUUCAAGAUAAUAUUCGGAGCCGUCGAAAUAAAAUCUUUUUGCAUAUGGAAGAGGUUCGUAGGCUAAGGAUACAACAAAGAAUAAAAAGUGCUGAGUUGGGAAUCUUACAAGAGGAACAGGAAAACGAACUACCGAGUUUCCCGUCAUUUAUCCCAUUUUUGCCGCCUCUGAGCUCGGCGAACCUCAAGCAAUACUAUGCUACUUGUUUCUCCCUUAUAGCUGGCAUUAUGAUUUUUGGAGGCCUACUGGCACCCACGUUGGAGCUUAAACUAGGAGUGGGGGGCACAUCUUAUGCAGAUUUUAUCCAAAGCAUGCAUUUGCCAAUGCAGUUGAGUCAGGUAGACCCCAUAGUGGCUUCUUUCGCAGGAGGGGCCGUUGGCGUAAUCUCGGCAUUAAUGGUGGUUGAAAUAAACAAUGUAAAACAACAGGAGCAUAAGCGAUGCAAGUACUGCCUUGGAACUGGGUAUCUAGCAUGUGCUCGUUGUUCGAACACUGGAUAUCUAGUUCUUGUUGAGCCCGUCUCAACAAUCAAUGGUGGUGAUCAACCUCUUUCGCCGCCAAAGACAGAGAGAUGUUCCAAUUGUUCAGGAUCUGGAAAGGUCAUGUGCCCUACUUGUCUGUGUACAGGGAUGGCAAUGGCAAGUGAGCAUGACCCCAGAAUUGAUCCAUUUGAUUAAAGGUGGUGUAUUAAUUAUUAUGUAAUUAAGUUCUCGGCUUGUAUCUAUAUUUCAGUUGUGUUACAAAAGCUUGUACAUACUCCUUAGACUGCUUGCUCUGAGCCAUCUAUGGAUCUUUAUCUUACAAAAUUAGAAAUGUAACAGUAGUGAAAACUUUGGUUUGUGUUCAUUGAGAAUCUAUGAGAUCAGACCGAUAUAAUGUAAAAUUGGUUUAUAAAUUA
Messenger RNA from Beta vulgaris subsp. vulgaris (sugar beet), 1302 nucleotides. RefSeq lists its product as hypothetical. Lineage: Eukaryota; Viridiplantae; Streptophyta; Magnoliopsida; Caryophyllales; Amaranthaceae. The coding region runs from base 128 to 1081 and encodes 317 amino acids. The record is from RefSeq and is a predicted model, not a curated record. The transcript has 8 exons.